This is a messenger RNA of Dicrocoelium dendriticum, 4290 nucleotides long. The record is from the annotation of a GenBank genome assembly. Lineage: Eukaryota; Metazoa; Platyhelminthes; Trematoda; Plagiorchiida; Dicrocoeliidae.
CCCAUUGGCCCCAACACUUUUCUGUACAAGUGAACUCGAUGUGUCAUCAGAUUGACAUCGGUCACCCAAUGUUGCUAUCCUAAAUCAGACUGUGGGUGCGUCCGCCCGCAAAGGAUGCAUGUUGGUCAGGUUGUGCCUGUCAGCUAUCACUCGUACUUUCCGCUUAAUCCGAUACGCGAGUAUGAUUCCUUUGAGGUAUCAGGUUCGGAUCGCAGCACUUCCACAUCUCAUGUGUACGAACGCACUAGGAUAUAUACUCUUACAGCGGAAAGGGAGACCGUACAAAAGAAGACGUUCACUAAAUGGGCUAAUGUUUAUUUGCGUCGUGUCGGGAUGGAGAUUCAUGAUUUGUUCAUCGAUUUGCGGGAUGGAAGAUAUUUAUUAACACUGUUAGAAGUUAUUUCUGGUGAGAAACUGCCAAACCCCACUCCUGGGCGAAUGCGAAUCCACUGCCUGGAGAACGUGGACAAAUCGUUGUUCUUUCUCUCCUCCUUAAAUGUUCAUUUUGAGAAUGUCGGUGCUCAUGAUAUUGUGGACGGAAAUGCACGCAUUACACUUGGUCUAAUUUGGACGAUCAUCCUCCGCUUCCAGAUUCAAGACAUCGCAUACACUUCAACCGUUGAUGGGUUGGGUAUACCGGUUGGGAGGAAGCGAUACUCUAAGGAUGCACUACUCCUGUGGUGUCAGAUCAAAACAGCUGGAUAUCGCAACGUGGAUGUCCAGGACUUCACCACCAGCUGGAGGGAUGGAUUAGCCUUCAAUGCCUUAAUUCAUAAACAUAGACCAGACCUUAUUAAUUACGAUAUUUUGUCCCCACAUACGCCUUUACAAAAUCUGGAAUCAGCCUUUAUUGUUGCGGAAAAGAAACUGGGGAUUACUCGGUUGUUCGAUCCUGAGGAUAUUUAUGUGGAACAUCCCGAUGAGAAAUCGAUAAUCACUUACGUGGCUAGUUAUUACCACUACUUCUCUAAGCUUAAGUCAGAAGUAGUGCAUCACAAACGUGUGGCAAACUUCAUCACUUAUUUGCAACAUUUGCAAGAUAUGGCUGCCUGGUAUGAGACCAACACUGCAGACUUGCUAGCAUGGAUAUUUAAGACCAUUAGUUGGCUAGACAAUCGAAAUUUCCCAAAAACAGUGGAGGAGUUGCAACAGCUGCUGGUUCGCUUCAAGAACUAUCGUCUGCAGGAAAAGUCACAAAAGUUAACGGAAAGAAGCAAUGUUGAAAUGGAGUUAUUUGUUCUACAGACGAAAAUGCGUACCAUUAACAUGCGUGUAUACCAGGCGCCAGCAGGACUGCAGCUAACAAAUGUGAAUCGAGCUUGGAGUGCACUGGAAAAGUCUGAACAUGCACACGAGUUAGCACUGCGUGACGAGCUGAUCCGUCAACAAAGAUUGGACCAUCUUUACAGUCGGUUUGAGCGUAAAGCCAAACUUCGUGAAGCCUGGAUACUGGACAAUCAGAAGCUUUUGGAGCGACCAGACCAUUCAGACGAUCUUCGUACGGUUGAAGCGUCUUUAAAGAAGCACGAAGCACUUGAGACUGACAUUUGUGCUUAUGUAGACCGAAUUCAAACUGUAAACCAACUUGCUGAUGAACUUAUUGCCAGCAACUUUAGCAGGUCAGAGGAAGUUAUAUUUCUACGAAAACGUGUUGAAACGUUGUGGGAACAACUUUUGUCCGCCAUGAGAGCCCGGUUCACCCGUCUGGAUUUCAAACAUCACUGGUUUAUGCAAACCGAUGAGCUACGACAUUUGAGAAGUCUAAUUGUUUCCUCGUUGGAAAAGAUGCAAGCGGAAAACUAUGGGGAACACUUAGCCGAUGUAGAGGAGUUACUACAGCGUCAUGAACUGAUGGAGACUGAUAUACGUUCAUUGCACAAAAGUAUGUCACAAGUCCUCAUGUCCACGGCUGAUCUUCUGAGUCAGCCAGAACUGCAACACUCUCAGUUUGCGCCAACACUGGAUGAAGUGAAAAAGGAACAAGAGUCUCUCAAGGGAGCUUACUCUCAGUUGAUCAAUAAAUCGGAUGAACGGAAAAAUAAGCUACUCGUCUCUAAACAGGGAUGGGAAGUUUUCUUUGAAUUGGAGGUACAUGAUGAGUUUAUUCAUGAUCGAAUUGCUAGCUUGAAAAAACAAGACAGAAAAGAGUAUGUGAGUAUCGACUCAGCUUUUCGUCGCCAUAGACUACAUGAAGCGCAGCUGGAGACACUUCGAGAAGCCCUGAUGAGGUUAUUCGACAUGACAACAAGAAUAUGCAAUCAGGGUUGUCCGAGAGCAGAUCUGAUCUCAUCAAAAGCUAGCCAGGUCAAGACAGCAUGGGAUGAGUUAGUUCGGGCCACCACGGAUAGAAAACAAGCACUACUUACUCGUGGGGAUUUACAUUUAUUGUGUACAGGCUGUGACGAUGCGGAAAGCUGGAUUAAAGAGAAAGUAAACGCAUGCCGUGAGGUGAUGCAAAAGGGGGCCAACAGUGAGGGAUUGAGUCAAAUUGAUGCGCUCCUCAGAAAACACCAUGACACUUUGGAGGCUGUAGAAAAGUUUUCCUCCGCAAUAGAUAGCUUGAAAGAAAGAGGAGGUGAGCUUCUUGGGACCGCAGAUGACGUACUCACAACAAAUGAGUUACAGGAAUUGCUCGAACAUGCGGAGCAUAUAGAACGAUUAUCUUCAGGUUAUCCACUGAAUAUCGAUCAAUUCAUUACUUACCGAAUGAAUGCUAUCAGUGAAUCGUACACUAACUUAAAACAGAACGCUAGGCGGGCACAAGCAACCCUUUUAGACGCACUGACAUUACAUCAACUUUACAAAAUGAUCAGUACGAAUUACAACUGGAUAUUGGCAAAAGAAGAAAACCUUCGGCUUAUGUUUCUAACGGACUUUGACAGUGUGAUCAUAGGCGAGUUUUCUAAUGAAGCACAGCGCCUUCAACACCUGGCAAUGAUCCGCUAUCGAUUCGAGGACCUGGAGGACUUGGUGGCAAAGACGGCAGACAAAGUUGCCUCAAUCAAUCAGCUGGCCACGGAUCUUCUCAAAGGACCUCACCAUGAUCAGUUUUCCAUGCUAGCUAACGAGGCUACGAUGCAUUCUGUGAUAAGUGCACGCAACCGAUUGAACACCGCUUGGAAUCGUCUGGCCGACAGCAUGGAAACGGCCCGCGCCCAGCUCUUCGAAGCAUCUCAGUAUUCGGACUUGCGAGACGAGUGCGCACAUACCGUGGACUGGAUAACAGAUAAACUGACGCAGCUGACUUACCUUGAUGCUGUGGACACUGCCGAGGCAGACGCUGCCACCAGGGUGCAGAGCGAACUACGCAACAUACAGAGCGAUAUGCUCGCAAUCGAGGCCAGGGUGGAUGAUAUCAGUGCACGAGUGAAAGAGAUCGUUGACCGACAGGUUGAGCCGCAAUAUAUCACUGAUGAUACAUUCAGACAGAAAGAUCAACUGUCAUUUAGUCCACCAGUGGAUGCGCUGCUUAAGGAUCACAGUGAACUGAUUGACCAUUGGAUGAAUUUAAAGUCUGUGGUGGAUGAUCGGCUUGAGCAAGUGUCUGCUGGAAGUGGCAUUUUGACGUUCCCAGACAGGUUUAACAAGCUACAAGCUUGGUUGGCGGAGAUGAAGAUGCAGCUACUCCCUGGCGAAUGUCCUAACUACCUUCAGGAAACAGAACGUCGUUUACUGGCACAUGAACAGCAUUUACGAGAGAUUGAAGAGUAUGAACCGGAAAUACAAGAUUUGCUGGAGACGGGACGCUUUCUAACUCGACAACACAGGGAUUAUGGAAAGAAUCAAUUAGAGAAGCAGCUGAACACUCUCGAGGAGGAUUGGAAAGAUUUACAACUUGCAGUGCAGGACCAUGGGGAAUUCCUUAAAAAGCGAUAUUCGCUACAAUACAUCAAAAGCGAGGCCUCCCUUCUGGGCGUCAUUCUCAAUCAGCAAGCUUCCUUUCUGGCAAAGUUUGAGAUGCCGUCAUCAUUGGAUGCAUUACGUGACGCUUUAAGGCAGCAUAAAGCAUUCUACGAUGCAAUGGUUCUCUGCGGUCAACGGAUUCAAGCAAUCCUUGACCUUGGCUCGCGGUUGGCGCAGGAGGACCCAGUGAAUCGCCCUCGAAUUGCGGCUAUCUGUCAGGUUUUGGAGAAAAGAAAUGAGGAAAACACAACUAAAGCAGAGGAGCUCAUGGCGUUGCUUGAGAAGAUGGUUCGGUUGCACGAGUUCUUUGCGGAUGUUGAAGAUGUAAGCACUGUAAUGACUUCUGCUAACGAUAAACCUGGCCAUUUUUCGACCCUUUAUCAUUAA